Strongylocentrotus purpuratus (purple sea urchin) is the source of this 935-nucleotide messenger RNA. Its product is annotated as histone H1-beta. Gene Ontology annotation, molecular function: structural constituent of chromatin; double-stranded DNA binding; nucleosomal DNA binding. Gene Ontology annotation, biological process: chromosome condensation; negative regulation of DNA recombination; nucleosome assembly. The record is from RefSeq and is marked provisional. NCBI's taxonomy places the organism in Eukaryota, Metazoa, Echinodermata, Echinoidea, Camarodonta, Strongylocentrotidae. Gene Ontology annotation, cellular component: nucleosome; nucleus.
UUCGUUGACUCGCUCUCUACUCGUUACUACCAAACUCGCUAACUCCAACUCAUCUCAUCAUGGCCGCCGAACAGAAAAAAGUUGCAAAGAAGCCCCGUGCCAAGCCAGCACACCCCAGCUCUGCUGAGAUGGUCCUCGCUGCCAUCACAGCCCUGAAGGAGAGAGGUGGCUCUUCAGCUCAAGCCAUCAGGAAGUACAUCGAGAAGAACUACACCGUAGACAUCAAGAAGCAGGCUAUCUUCAUCAAGCGUGCUCUCAUUACUGGUGUCGAGAAGGGUACCCUCGUCCAGGUCAAGGGCAAGGGAGCCAGCGGAUCCUUCAAGCUUGGCAAGAAGAAGGAAGGCAAGUCCGACGCCCAGAAGGCCCGUGACGCCGCCAAGAAGGCCAAGCUUGCUGCCAAGAAGAAGGAGGCCAAGGAGAAGAAGGCUGCUAGGAGCAAGGCCAAGAAGGAGAAGCUUGCCGCCAAGAAGGCAUCAAAGAAGACCACCAAGAAGGUCAAGAAGCCUGCUGCCAAGAAGGCCAAGAAGCCCGCCGCUAAGAAGGCAGCCAAGAAGCCAGCUGCAAAGAAACCAGCUGCAAAGAAGGCAGCCGCCAAGCCAGCACCAGCCAAGAAGGCAGCGAAGAAGCCAGCAGCAAAGAAGGCAGCCAAGAAGGUCGCCAAGAAGCCCGCAGCAAAGAAGGCAGCCAAGAAGUAAACUUGCUCCUUAGUUUGCAGGCUAUAACGGCCAUCUUUUCUUCAAAAUCCAAACGGCUCUUAUCAGAGCCACCCAAACUUCAAGAAAGAAACAUGUGAUACUCUACUUUUUUGUGUGAUUUUUUUUUUUUUUUUUUUUUUUUUUGUAACUUUAUAAAUAUUUAAAUUUAGUUUGUGUCAAAAGACAGACUAGUAGAUAUAUUUUUUUAAUUUAAGAAGAAAAUUGCCUGUUCUAACCGGG